AUGACACACAAUAUCCAAAAAUCUCUGAGGCAUGGAUUUUGCGAUGCCAUUUUUUCAAGUUCGCCUAUUAAUUUUGAUAAAGAGAAUACAGAUUCUCUCAAUAAAAAGGAAGAAACGUGUUCUGAUGUGUUGGACACACCUCACAAAGGAAUUCAAAGUCAAAAUGAAAAUAGAUAUUCAAAACGUGAAAAACGCAAAAUAUUAUUUAAUAAUGAUAUAGUUGAAAAGUCAAAACUAACAAAUACGCCUUUUACUGAAAAUUUAACUCGUCCAAAGUCUGUAAAUAUAUAUCAAAGAAAACAAGUUUUAUUUCCUGAGAAUACAGUACCUGAUACAAAAUGUAAAACUUCUACAAACAUAUCUACAACUUUAUUGAAUGAUAAGACUCCAACUAUGCAGUUUUGUACUCCCAAACAGUAUAAAAUGCGUACUGCUAUAAGCAAUACAAAGAUAAAUAUUUUACGUCCAAAUAGAACACCUAUAAAACGUUACUUUAGUGACAAUGUAUUAGCACAAGCUACUCCUGAUUGCUUCAGUGUGGUACAAGUAGAAACACCAUGUAGUAAAUCAAAUGAAAUGGGUAUAGAAGACCAGACAGUAUAUGAAGAAGAAAACAGUAAUUUGACUGUGGGAAUACGUGUUAGACCUUUAAAUGCAAAAGAAGUAGCUGAUUCAAAAGUUACACCAAUUGUGGAAGUAAAUGGUCAAAAUAUUGUUAUUACUUGUGAAUCUGCUCAGCAUAGUUUCAUGUAUGAUCACUGCUUUAUGUCACAUGUGGAUGCAUCAAAACCUGGUCAUGCUAGUCAAGAAAUUGUGUUUCAAAAUAUGGUUUUACCAUUGGUACAGAAUGCUUUUGAGGGGUAUAAUGUGUGCUUGCUUGCUUAUGGACAAACAGGCUCUGGUAAAAGUUAUAGUAUGAUGGGUCAAGAGUCAGCACAAAUGAAUACACUAUUAAUUGAUGAGGCAAGUGGUAUUAUUCCAAGAUUCUGUCAAGAAAUAUUUACAAGAGUAUCUGCUAAUAUGGAUACUAAUACCACAGUAGAAAUUAGUUAUUUUGAAAUUUAUAAUGAAAAAAUACAUGAUCUUUUAACAAAUGUUAAUAAUGGCAUAAAAAGAGCUCCUCUUAAAGUAAGGGAACAUCCUAUUGUUGGUCCAUAUAUUGUUGAUUUAAGCCAGCAUUGUGUACUAAAUUAUAAAGAUCUGCAGACUUGGCUCAAGGUGGGUAAUUCACAACGAGCUACAGCAGCAACUGGAAUGAAUGAAAAAAGUUCAAGAUCCCAUAGCAUAUUUAGUAUUAUAUUAACACAAACUCAAGUAAAUAAUCCGAUGGAUAAUGAACCUGUGGAUGCUAGUCGUCGAAGUAAAAUUAAUUUAGUAGAUUUGGCGGGUAGCGAGAGAUUAAGUCAGACGUGUGCGAGCGGUGAUAGAUUAAAGGAAGGUGUAUCCAUUAACAAAUCGCUGCUUACGUUAGGAAAGGUAAUUGCAGCUCUUGCUGAAAACACAAGUAAUCGUAAACGAGGCUUUGUUCCAUAUCGUGAAUCGGUUCUUACAUGGCUGUUGAAGGAAAGUCUCGGAGGAAAUUCAAGAACUGCAAUGCUUGGAACAGUGUCACCAGCCAAUAUACACUUAGAGGAGACGCUUGCAACACUUCGAUACGCUUGUCAAGCUCGAGCUAUCGUUAAUCGUAUUCGAAUCAAUGAAGAUCCACACGAGAAAUUAAUUCGAGAAUUGAAAGCGGAAGUGCUGCGGUUGCGUUGCGUUCGCGAAGGAUACGAGAAGAAACUUGGCAUAUCUCCGCGGUGUCUUCUCGAUUCUAUCGGACCGGUUAACGAAAGUAACGUUAAAAUUAAGCAGAAACAGGAAGAAAUCGAUAAGCUGAAGGAUCAAUUGAAAAAAACCGAGGAACAAUUAGCGACAACUCAAAUGACCUGGCAAACGAAAUUACGGGAUACCGAGGAGAAGAAGAAUUCUGAGUUGAAAUACUUACGUCGCUGUGGUAUCGCUAUCGAGCUCGAUUUUCACGAGAAGGAUAAACAACCGUGUCUUAUAAAUCUCGCGGCCGAUCCAAUGUUGUCCGGUACGCUUUUGUAUAUCAUUCCUCCGGGAUUGGUUCGAAUUGGAAAAAAUUCCGGUUGUCACAACUCUUCCGAACAUUUGGAUAUCAUGUUGGAUGGACCGCUGGUUAGGCCUUUACACUGUACUAUUGAAAACAAUAAUGGAAAACUUAUGUUGUCGUCAGAAAUGGAGGGAGAUACGUACGUUAAUGGAGAGGUGGUAACUGGGAAAGUUACUUUGAAACAUGGUGAUCGAUUAGUAAUUGGUGGCAAUCAUUAUUUUAAAGUCUCAAAUCCGCACGAUGAGCAUAGUAACAUACAAAUUUCAACGCAAGCUAUAGACUACGAAUUUGCUUAUCAAGAAAUCCUGAAAGUACAAGAAGGGAAAUUAAGAGCAGAACUGGAAGAAAGUAAACAGAAAGCAGUAAAAGAAUUAGAAAAUGCGAAGCGAGAAGUUGAGAUGCAAUUAGGAUCUCAAAAAUUAUCGUAUGAACGCAAAAUUGAAAUUCUUGGUUUUACGGUUGAGGAACAAAAAGUCGCAUUAGAACAAAUUUGUCAAAAGAAGAAAGAAUUAGAACUGGAAAAAGAAUUGCUUGAAAAUGAAGUUGAAACCAAUAAUAAAUUAAAGCAAAUACAAUUGGACCAAAAGAAAAUUAAUGUUGCGCCGUAUAAAUCUAAUUUUUUACAAGAACUGGAAAAUAUUUUAAACGAGCAGACAGCAGAUGCGGAAUUCGCUCUCAAAAUGAAAGCUAGCAAAGAUGCAAUAAGUGGUGGUGGUAUUAGUUUACAUGAAAUGCAACUUUUGGUAAAAGAAGCUACCGAACGAUGUAGAGAAGUCGGCAUUAAUUAUGAAUUUGAUCAACAGCAAGUAAUUGUUAAUAAAACUUUGCAACCAGUAAUUCGUAUACGUAACAAAGACAGCAUGAAAGAAACACUAUGGCAACCAAUGCGAUUUUUAGAUUGGGUUCAUCGUUUACGAGAUUACGAUAUAGAAGAUUCAAUAAAAGAGUUAUGCACAACAGAUGAGGUUUGGGAACCCUAUGAAAAUACGGAAACUUUCGAGGAUUCCUUAAAUAGUAGUCGAAUUUCGAUAAAUAUGACACCAGUGAAAAAACAUUUAAAUGAAAGUUUACAACAGCUUACAUUAGAUACUUCUGUACUUGGAAGCACGUUUAAUCAAACGCUUGAUAUUUCUAAGGAUCAAGAAACUAUAAAUACUUGCCUUAUUCAAAUAGAACUUGCUACAAAAACUUUACGCAAAUUAUGCGGUAGAAAUAGUGGAAUACAAACACUCACAGAAUCCCUUAAUAGUAUGCAAACCAUCAUUAAUAGUUUGCGUGAUAGUUUAGAAGUGAAAGACUUAAGUAAAUACACAAAUGAAAGCGUGACUUCUACUCUGAAUCACAGUAGUACUGUAAGUGAAAACUCUGACAAUAUAAAUACAUUUCCUGGAAAUUGCAAUAUAAAAUUUGCUUCACCAACAAAAUCUACGUUACGUAAUAAUGCUAAAGGUUUGGAUAAGAAAAGUGUAAGAUUUACAGGUAAAUUAAAAAAUGAGUUAACGUAG
This is a messenger RNA of Habropoda laboriosa, 3621 nucleotides long. It is a transcript of the gene neb, whose product is annotated as kinesin-like protein KIF14. Gene Ontology annotation, biological process: microtubule-based movement. The transcript is spliced from 12 exons. Gene Ontology annotation, cellular component: microtubule; kinesin complex. The coding region runs from base 1 to 3621 and encodes 1206 amino acids. Gene Ontology annotation, molecular function: microtubule motor activity; ATP hydrolysis activity; ATP binding. Lineage: Eukaryota; Metazoa; Arthropoda; Insecta; Hymenoptera; Apidae. The record is from RefSeq and is a predicted model, not a curated record.